CUGUAACUGCUAACAGAGCAUUCUUACAAGGCUAGAAGCGCAUUGUUGCCGACACAGGUGAUAUAAAACUUGCAAAAGGGCAACACGGGCUUUAGUUUGUGAUUCCAACUCUGUCGGUAAAAUGAGUUUCAAGUCGCGAUUGUUGGGCAUUGUUUUGCUCAGUUGCUUAUCCAAUGCCAGUGUCAUCCCUACAAUAAAAGUCCUUCAAGGCCCCGGAAGCAAAACUUUACUUGUAGGUCCAGACGGUAGCGCAGUAGAUUCAGCAGCACCUGGAGGUACUGUCGUCACAGAUGAUCAUGGAACAGGUUUGGUAGCAGCGGGUCCAGCUGUACUUCCUGCAGGUCCAGAACUGGCAGUUCAUGGUCCAGCUGGAUCUGUUAUUACCAGUUUCUCUCAAGCGGGCCCUGCUAUAGUACCAGGAGUCGCUCCUGCUGCAGUAGUACCUGUCGCUGUAGCCCCAGCUGCAGUAGUUCCUGCUGCUGUUGCUCCAAUUGCUGCAGUAGUUAAUGGACCUGCUCCUGGAGCUUAUGCCUCGGAUAAUGCAGAGGCAUUGUAUGAUGAUGGAUCGUAUAAGGGAGAACAUUAAGCAUAUUCGUUAUUAUUUUGUAAAAACAUAGUAUUUUUGGCAUAUAUGUGGCAUUUGGAAAUUCAAACUUCAAUAGAUAUAUUGGAAAGUAUCUACAUGCUCAAACUGGUUGUGUAAAUCGGUUUACUUUUAAAAAUAUUUAAUGAUCUAAGUAAAAAAUCAUUCAGGCUAAAUACGUACCUAAUAUUUGUAUAUUAUGUGAAAAAUUACAGUGUUUUUACAAAAUAUCAAACUAUCUUGAAAACUGAUUCUUUAUUAUGAACGGAUUAUGUUUAAGUCAAGUUUGUAUUAAAUUCUAGUCUAUAUGUUUAUUUUUGUAAACCAUCACGACUAUUUCUAAGUAG
Molecule: messenger RNA, 930 nt
Organism: Psylliodes chrysocephalus
Lineage: Eukaryota; Metazoa; Arthropoda; Insecta; Coleoptera; Chrysomelidae
Source: the annotation of a GenBank genome assembly